GUUUCUUGUAUCUCCCUUCCCCUUCUUCCUAUCUCUCUUCUCCUUGUUUUUCCUCCUCCUCCUUUCUACUCCCCCCCUCCUCCUCCUCCCUGCUCAGCCUCUUUCUUUCUUGAUCCCUCCCCAUCACCCUCUUUCUAUCAUCGCCUUUCUCUCGCUGGAGAGCUGCCCUUUCGCCAGCCACCCAUUCUUCCCGCAAACUCUUGAUCUGAGAAGCGCUCUGAACUUCAGCUCCUGGAAAAGACCCAAGAAAUGUUUCUUCUGGACUGGAGAAUAUUUCUCCUGUUGGCCUUAGUGAAUCCCACCGUGGAAUCCGAGAGCCCUCCCAAUGGUAACCAAGAUCUACCUCCACAGCUACAAAGAACCGUGGAAGAUAUCAUAACCCGGCAGUAUUUAAACGCUCUCCUCAGCAUUCUUCAUUUCCAAAGCCACAAUAUUUGGACUAAAGAUCUGUUCAACAAAAUCAUGGCACAUUGCCAAGCUCAGAACUUUACAGUUACUUACAGCAGCUUACAGGUGGAAUCCAUCACCAAUUAUUUUGAGCAUCUUUUCCACAACCCCAGAAUGUCCCUUUCAAUCUUCCGGGACAUGAGGCCUGAGGAUUUUCAAACAGCCAUGAAGUACCUCUUUGAAAGGACCCAGAAAUAUUUGGAACUUGGAAAUAUCCUGAUUGACCUACAUGGAAUAAGAAAGAAAUUUUUCCAAAGUCCUGGAGGGAACCGUACCUUGGUCCUUGUUACGUUAGAAAAGUGCUUUGUGCUCCUCAGUUCUGCUGAAUGUGUGGACAUCUUAAGCCAGGUCCUUCAAGCUUCUUCGGCCACGUAUCUCCAAGCCCACAACGUGGCAAGCUUCCCUCAAGAUCUUCAGAAAGAGGCUUUCCGGAAUCUGUCAAUAGUCUUCAAAGACCUGUAUGACAGACUAACCGCAAGUACUCAAAGGGCUGUAUACAAGUGGAUGAUGCAGAAUUUACAAACAUUCCAUAACGCCAGCGACAAUUCCACCUCUUGGGUCAGCGCUGAAAACCUGUGGAUUCUCGGGAGGUAUAUGGUUCACCUUCCCCUUGAAGAAAUCAAGAAAAUUAACCUGUAUGAAAUGUGGCUGUUUGUCAGCUACGACAACGCAACCAAGCAACUGGAUAGGGUGUAUGAUAUCACGCCCAAUCUUGCCCAAGCUUUCCUGGAAAGAAUCAACGCAUCUGGCUUCGAUAUGAAGAACAUAUCCACUUUGUACAGACUGGGUUUGCUGGUUUGUUUCUACCAUGAUUUGGCAGAGAUGGAUUCCACCAUGGCUCGGGCCUUGCUUCACCAGAUGAUGAAAUGUCACCAGUUGAGAAGUUUCCAGGCCAACGUGCAGAAGCUGAAGUCCCAACUUCUCAACGUUGCCAUCCAAAACCAGACUUUGAAUGACAUCCUCGGCGCCCUCUCAGAUGCUGUCAUGGGGCUGGCCACUAGCCAGCUGGAAUCUCUCUCACCCCGAGCUGUGCAUUCUGCCAUCUCCACUUUGAACCAAGUCUCCAGAUGGGCCAAGAGCCAAACCAUCAUUCUAGCCAGCAAAUACCUGCUUUAUGAAAAGGCAUUGUUGUUCCACAAUGUUAGUCAAAUGGGGGCUUUAGCGCCUGGCAUUGACACCCUAUCCUUCUACAAUAUGAACCCCAAUGAACUCUCUCAAGCCAUCCAGAGUGUCUUGACACAGCGGGCAAUGGAUUUGACCCCGGCUCAAAGACAAGGAAUCUUCCGGAAGAUCCUGGCAUCUUCACCGCUCUCGUCGGUCCUCCCUGACCUGCCUAGUGCCUUUUUUACCGAGGUCUCCCUGUUCGACUUAUGGAAAGCAGGCAGCCUCAAUGCGUCACUGGUGAAAAAUAAAGAGCUGAGGACCAGCCAGGCUUUAUUUCUGUAUGAAUUGUUGUCAAGGAAGACGUCCCUGUCUGAUCUCUUAAGUAAUGAACAGCUGUUGAAAGGACUGGCCUGCUGGCAUAUUGAGAAUUUGAGUGCAAUCACUUUUUUGAACAUUUUCCAUAUAUUUGAAAAGCAGCUUCAUUUGCUGUCUCCCUUCCAGCUCAAUUGUCUGGCUUGGAAAUUCUGGACAAUUUCUGAAGCGUCUCUCCCUCCGUACCUCUUAGCUGUGCUUCCUGCUGAGUUCCUGGAAUCUGUCACGGGAUCCCACUGUGUCCCUUUUCUAAUCAGUUUGGGAAAGGUGGACCUCGAUCAUCUCGUUUGGAGCCAGCAGAAGAAAAAAGCUCUCCUGCAGAAAAUCCAGCACUGCUUAGAAGAUUCGGUGGCAGAUGAAUAUACCGUGGACGUGUUGGGCAACCUCCUUUGCCAUUUGUCCCCUGCAUUCAUCUGUGAGGGGGUGUCCCCAGAAGCGAUGACCGUGAUCCUCCACCGAUACGGCCAGUGCCCCCAUCUCAGCUACGAGCAAAAGAUGGAAAUUAAGCAGAGGCUGAUCGAAUUGCAUGGCUCGCCAAGAAACUGGACGGUUGAAACAAUUAAGGACCACAGAACUUUUAUUGUGUUAUGGCCAAAGGAUGACUUGAUUGCCCUACUGGAAAAGUUUCCUGACUUCGUCUCGGAAAUAGCAUCCCAACCCAUCUCUUCACCCAAGCAGUUUCUCUUAGCUCAAUUUGAAUCUCUUUAUGCCUCCAGAAGUCCAACCCAACCAUCUAAUUCAACUUCGGACUGUGAAGGUGUCAUGGCACCCUCUUCGGAUGAGAUUAUAAAAUUAUCGGAAGCAAACAUCUUUUGGUCUGCCCGGGAACUGAGCUGUAUGGAAAGCAGGACAUUUGCCCAAACUGUGGAAAUCCUUGGCUCAGUCGGUCGUUUUAACCCCUCGCAGCUGGCUGUCUUGAAGGAAAAAGCUAAGCAGGUUUGGGGCCUGCCCGAACGCUGGAAGAGAUACCACAUUGUCUCCUUGGGUCGCAUUGUCACAGCGUUGAACGAGAGUGAAAUUGUCACGCUGGAUCUCAGCUCGGUAGACGCCGUCUCAGCCUUGACACAGCAAACAGCCUGGAAUCCGUCUCAGGCCAAAUCCAUUUUGCGAGGCUUUCUGGAGCAUUCAGGACAAGAGAUUGCCAGUCUCAGAAGUUUUGAUCUGCUAGCUCUUGAUGCCAGUCUUUGCACUCUAAACUCGACAGAGAUCGCAUCCAUCAAUGCCACCGAAUUCAGUGUGGUUUUAGCCAGACUGGGUUCUUUGCCCUGUAGCUCAAGCACUCUGCAAAGGUUUAAAAAGAAAGUCGAAUCUGUAUUUGGGAACCCCACGAAAUGGAACCAGGCAAUUCUGCAAGAAAUUGGGACUAUUGCUGCUGGCUUAAAUGAGAAGGAAUGGAGAGCCUUCGAUCCCAAAAUGAUGGCUUAUUUCCAGCCUGCAGCCAUCGCAUCCAUCCCCAGUGAAAUCUUUAACGAACUGUCUCCGGACCAGCUUGCAAACCUGGGCCCCGAAAAUGCAGCCAGGGUGACGGAUUUGCAGCGCGAACAUCUGGAUGAAGAGCAGCUUCAGAGUCUCCGAUUGGCGUUGGAAGGUGGAAGGAGAAGAAUCCGAGAAGUCACCUUGAAUGAAAGUACAAACAACCCAACAUCUGCACCUCUUUUGAACGGAGCUUCCUUACCUUACAGGUUAAACCUUUGGAUGUCUGCUGUUUCAGUCCUGCAUCUUCUGAACUGACCACUGCUGAAGUAUACAAAGUUUCCAGCUGACAUGGCAAAGAUAGAGGAAUGGCCUUUGAAAAAACCUGCUGAUGUUUGAAGAAUUAAAAUAAUGCCCUUUUUUUUUCCCGACUUGGGGAAUUGGUCAGUUCCAGGAAUACCUUCAAUAUUUGCAAGCAUGUUACAUUUGCAGGCGCAGCAAUGUCUGUUGAAGCAUUGAAAAACUUUCAUAAAAGAAUAUCAAUAGCUUUUAGAUGAACCUAGAAGAAGACUGUGCAAGCAUUACUUGUUUAAAACAGCUCAGUGCAGGAAUGUAACUUUGAUUUCAAAUGUAUAAAUAUUAAGUUUUGGAAUCAGGAGACUUCCUGUCCAGACUAUUGGCAGAAUGUAGGAGUACAAAGAACCACAGAGAUGGCCUUGAAGAACGCAAGGAGAGGCCAUUAGCCCCGGAACCACUCUUCUCUCAUUAUUAUUUUUAUUCGUUAAAGGGUUUUUUUUUUCUGGAAAAAUAAGUUAUUUAUGUUAGCAUCUAAUGGAUUUAAUAUUGUUAUUUUAACUUGGUUCAAUGCAAAUGGUCCUUGAGUUACAGACAUUCAUUUAGCGACAAUGUCACUGAAAAAAGUAACAUAUGAUCCUCAGACUUAUGACCGUUACAGCGUUCCCAGUCAUGUGACCAAAAUUAUGGGGGCUUGGCAUGCAUGUACGAUGGUUGCAGCCUCCCAAGAUCAUUUGCGACUUUCCCACAACCAAAGUGGGAAGCUAGAUUCGCUGGACAGUUGCACAAUUUGCUUAGCUUCAGCGAUUCACUUAGUAACUGCUUAGAACUCCCAAUUGGGGUUCUAAGUCGAGGACUGCCUGUAAAUGUGUCCACCUUAAUUUUUAAUAAGAUAAAUA
Messenger RNA from Crotalus tigris (Tiger rattlesnake), 4529 nucleotides. It is a transcript of the gene OTOA, whose product is annotated as otoancorin. Lineage: Eukaryota; Metazoa; Chordata; Lepidosauria; Squamata; Viperidae. Gene Ontology annotation, biological process: cell-matrix adhesion. Gene Ontology annotation, cellular component: cell surface. The record is from RefSeq and is a predicted model, not a curated record. Bases 250 to 3654 code for a protein of 1134 amino acids. The transcript is spliced from 30 exons.